AUGGAGUGGGCGAUGGUGGUAGGACGCAAAGGGAAAAGGAGAGCGGGAACGGGGAAUGCCUCGCUUCCGGACAAAGAACCUGUCGGAGGGGCGGUUGGAGAAGCUGUCGGCGGGCCAGUCGGUGGUAAGAAGCCGGCCCAGGGCGCCGCCACCACCCUCUCGCAGAAGAUACGGAAGGCGCCGAGGACGGCAGCGGUGACGCUAACGUGCCUCUGCGAAGGAGGAUACAGCAAGCACAUGGCGGAUUGUAGGAAUGCCAUUGUGCUCAGCGAACUGGGGAUUGAAAAACACCCAAGCAUAAGGACGACGGCAACCGGGGUUCUCAACAUAGAGAUCUCCGGCCCGGAAUGCGGCAUCAAGGCCGACGCACUAGCGAACAAGAUGGCCGAGGUGCUGGCAGGCAGGGAGGGCGUGAGAGUUACGAGGCCGGUGAUGACCGCCGAUAUAAGGGUCUCCGGCUUCGAGCGGUCAAUCACGCAAGAAGUGAGGAAUGCUCUCGCUUUAAAAGGAGGUGUCUGCCCGACGAAAGUGGAAAUCGGUCCGAUAAAGAGAAUCCCGAAUGGAUUGUGCAUGGUGGUUGCGAAAUGCCCGCUUGUCGCGGCAAACGCGAUAACGAAGGAGAACCGCAUUACAAUCGGAUGGGGACCCGCCAAACUGGAGUUUUUGGCCAAAAAGCCAUUACGAUGUUAUAGGUGCCAGGAAAUGGGCCACACCAUAGCUACCUGUAAAAGCAAAAAUGACCGCACCGGAGCAUGCUACCGGUGCGGGGAAACCGGCCAUCAGGCAAACGGGUGCGAGGCCCCCUUCAAAUGCGCGGUGUGCGCGGGUAAAGGGCUUCCUAGCAACCAUCGAGUUGGCAGCAAGCCAUGCCCCAGUGGGAAAAAGGGUAAAGGAAAAACGCCCCCUUCCAACAAAAAGGAGGGUAAAAUUCCCCCAUAA
This is a messenger RNA of Temnothorax curvispinosus, 939 nucleotides long. RefSeq lists its product as uncharacterized. Lineage: Eukaryota; Metazoa; Arthropoda; Insecta; Hymenoptera; Formicidae. The transcript has a single exon. The coding region runs from base 1 to 939 and encodes 312 amino acids. Gene Ontology annotation, molecular function: zinc ion binding; nucleic acid binding. The record is from RefSeq and is a predicted model, not a curated record.